CACACUACGUAUAUACGUAGUAUUAGUGUAGGAUUAGUCGAUUAGAUAUCAUAAUAGUCUUCUCGGAAUCAAGGUUAGAGGGAUCAGCAGCUCUGAAUAGUCCUUUUCAUCUUCAAUGGGGAAGAAAUCGAAGGGCGUAAAAAAAGCUUUGAGGCUCAAGGCUGAUGAAUUUAACCACAACAAGGCAUUAAAUCUAUCGAUACCAACUUUAAAGACGAUAAAAUUUAAGAACACUAAUGAGUCUAAUGUUAGAAGAUCUGGCCGGCUUCAAAUGCAUACCUCACCAGUCGUUGCAAAACCUGUUGUUGAGGAAAUCGAUCUUACUGAUAAGAACACUGUGGAGGAAAUGAACACCGUAAAUGAAGAACAUGCAAGCAUUGAUCAACUUAUGGAUGAAAUUGAUAAAGGUGAUGGAAUACCCGAUGAGGAGAUUAACGCUAAUCCAACCGAAGAACUGAUAAGCACGAAAGAGAAAUUUGAGUUCCUUUACAAGACAGCAAAAGAAUUUGAAAACUCAAAGACAUUCAAACGACCCUCCUCAAGUGAAACUACUUAUGGGGAUCUCAACUACAGAAGCUUGUAUAUUGCCUCUCAACAAAAGAUUGAGGUGUUGACCGAGGAAAACUCUAAACUUGCCAAGAAAUUGGAAUUUGCUCUUGGGAAGAUUGAAGCUUACGAGAAGAUGAAUGGUAUCGUUGGAAAGCCGAAAGAUAUGAUGCUUCUUACAAAUCUAUCUCAAAUAAUGGCCGCUGCUGCAUCACCUAUCCUAGCUCUAAAGACACCUGGGGAAAACUGUGGCAGUGAUGGUCAACCUAGCUCUAAACCUUCUCCUCAACCAAAGGCUGGGCAAAAACAUGCACCAAGUUGUAGCAAAAGGAAAAAAAGUUCUUAAUUCUCAAGUUGUUGACUUGUAAUGAUUAACUCAACUGGCUAUUUCGUUGUUAGGAUAGUAAUGAUUGACUUAACUACCUUUUUGACGCCCUUAGUGUAAAGGGGUUCAUAUUUUGCAGUUUCUCGGUAGUUGAGAGAACAAUGGUAUGAUGCAGGAAACGUAAUACUCUGUAUAUAUAUGCAUUAAUGCAUGACUUGGAAAGAACUU
Messenger RNA from Cuscuta epithymum, 1099 nucleotides. Lineage: Eukaryota; Viridiplantae; Streptophyta; Magnoliopsida; Solanales; Convolvulaceae. The record is from the annotation of a GenBank genome assembly.